Triticum dicoccoides is the source of this 2224-nucleotide messenger RNA. RefSeq names its product subtilisin-like protease SBT3.9. The transcript is spliced from 10 exons. Gene Ontology annotation, biological process: proteolysis. Gene Ontology annotation, molecular function: serine-type endopeptidase activity. Lineage: Eukaryota; Viridiplantae; Streptophyta; Magnoliopsida; Poales; Poaceae. The record is from RefSeq and is a predicted model, not a curated record. The coding region runs from base 2 to 2215 and encodes 737 amino acids.
CAUGAAUUCCAAAACAGCAUUAUGUGGUGCUCUCCUGCUACUUGUGGCACUGCUGCCUCUUUCAGCUAGCACGUCGAGCAAACUCUACAUCGUGUAUAUGGGGGAGAAGAAGCACGACGACCCAUCCCUGGUCAUCGCGUCGCACCAUGACAUAUUAAUAUCUGUUUUUGAGAGUAAGGAUGAAGCCUUGAGGUCCAAAGUUUACAGUUACAAGCAUGGAUUUUCUGGCUUCGCAGCGAUGCUCACAAAGUCCCAAGCUGAGGCAAUCGCAAGAUUUCCCGAAGUUGUCACCGUGAAGCCUAACACUUUUCAUGAAACACACACAACUCGGAGCUGGGACUUCCUUGGCCUUCAACAUAACCAACCACCACAACAACCGGGACUCCUCAAACAAGCAAAGUACGGUGAAGAUGUCAUCGUUGGCGUGAUCGAUUCAGGCAUAUGGCCUGAAUCACGAAGCUUUGAUGACAAUGGGUAUGGCCCUGUGCCGGCACGGUGGAAAGGGAAAUGCCAGACUGGCCAGGAGUUCAACUCCACAAGUUGCAACCGAAAGAUCAUCGGCGCGCGGUGGUACGGUCGUGGCAUCAGUGCCGAGGUGCUAAAGAGAAACUACAACUCACCUAGGGACAUCCACGGCCAUGGCACACAUGUUGCAUCGACUAUCGCUGGCAGGGAAGUGCAGCGUGUGAGCUACGGAGGCCUAGGCAUGGGGGUCGCACGUGGCGGGGCACCACGUGCACGGCUCGGUAUCUACAAGGCAUGCUGGGUGGGUGGGGGUUGCCCUGACGCGGCGGUCCUUGCGGCCAUCGACGACGCCAUAUAUGAUGGCGUGGAUGUCUUGUCGCUAUCGAUUGCAGGGGUUGGUCAUGAGCUCCCCGGGACACUGCAUGCUGUGCAAAGAGGGAUAUCUGUUGUGUUCGGUGGUGGGAAUGAUGGCCCUGUGCCACAGACUAUAAGUAAUACCAUACCAUGGGUUACCACGGUGGCCGCUAGCACGAUUGACCGGUCUUUCCCAACCUUGAUAUCGCUGGGAAACAAAGAACAGCUGGUGGGGCAAUCUCUUCACUACAAUGCAUCUGUGAGCAGUGACUUUAAAGAACUUGUUUAUCCCGAAAGCUGUGACGCGAGGUCACUUGAAUUGAGCAAUGUCACUGGCAAAACCGUCCUGUGCUAUCAACCGGCGGCGGCGAAAAGCAUGCCGCCUCAACAAGCACUACCUAUGGUCAUCAAUCUCACCACCAUGGCUGGCGCCAAGGGCCUCAUAUUCGCACAGUACACUACUAACCUCCUCGAAAUCCUGCCUUUGUGUAGAGGCGUUAUGCCCUGUGUAGUGGUGGAUUUUGAGAUCGCACAACGAAUUGCCUCCUAUUGGAGGUGGGACACAGGGAAUCCGGUGGUGAAGGUGUCACCUGCCAUGACAACUGUCGGAAAAGGGGUGUUGUCGCCGAAGGUCGCCUCGUUCUCAUCGAGAGGUCCAAGCAUGUUGUUCCCUAGCAUACUCAAGCCCGACAUUGCUGCACCCGGCGUCAGCAUCUUGGCAGCGCAGCAGGGCUCCUACGUUUUCAAAUCUGGGACAUCCAUGGCAUGUCCACAUGUCUCUGCUGUGACCGCACUGCUCAAGUCGGUUCACCUUGAUUGGUCACCUGCCAUGAUCAAGUCUGCCAUCGUCACCACAGCAUCUGUGACUGAUUGUUUUGGCAUGCCAAUCCAAGCAGAAGCGGUCCCAAGGAAACUAGCCGACCCCUUCGACUUUGGUGGUGGACAUAUUGACCCAGAAAGAGCUGUUGACCCUGGCUUGGUUUACGACGUGGAUGCAAGAGAGUAUAACAAGUUUUUCAACUGCACAAUUGGAUAUUUAGACGGUUGUGAGUCCUACUACCUCAAUCUCAACCUCCCAUCAAUCGCCGUGCCAGACCUCAAAGACAAGGUCGUGCUUCAGCGCAGUGUGACUAACGUUGGGCCGGUGGAAGCAACAUAUCAUUUAGUGGUUGAAGCUCCAGCAGGGAUAGAUGUGUCCGUAGAACCAUCUGUGAUUAGUUUCACCAAAGGAAGCGGUAGAAGCGCGACAUUUAUGGUUACAUUCACAACAAGGCAGAGAGUGCAAGGAGGAUACACUUUCGGGAGCUUGACAUGGUCAGACGGAAGUACCCACUCAGUGAGAAUCCCGAUUGCUGUACAGACUGUGAUACAAGACUUUGUUGCGGAUACCGCUUAAACUCGUAUC